Messenger RNA from Striga asiatica, 309 nucleotides. The record is from the annotation of a GenBank genome assembly. NCBI's taxonomy places the organism in Eukaryota, Viridiplantae, Streptophyta, Magnoliopsida, Lamiales, Orobanchaceae.
AUGGCAACAAUCUUCACGCCAUUCAUGUUAUCAUGGAAAACGAGCAAGGAUGCUAUCGGCGUGACGGCCAGCGAGAGAGUACUAAUGACAUUCGAGAAAAGUGAGGAGACCACGAAGAUCAAGCCCACGACCCCCACCGAGCAGACCUGCCACGACACUGCCGUGCAAACGACUACUUUGGACUUGCCAAUGCCUAAGGGGAGUCGUAGAAGAGCUGUCUUCUCUUUGGUACAAUUACACGUGUCAUCAAAUGAAAAAAGGAAUAUCCAUUUGUUUUUGGCAAAUGACCUCAUCACCGGGCGCAAUUAG